Messenger RNA from Brachypodium distachyon (stiff brome), 1205 nucleotides. Its product is annotated as heavy metal-associated isoprenylated plant protein 41. Lineage: Eukaryota; Viridiplantae; Streptophyta; Magnoliopsida; Poales; Poaceae. Gene Ontology annotation, cellular component: cytoplasm. Bases 267 to 1040 code for a protein of 257 amino acids. The record is from RefSeq and is a predicted model, not a curated record. The transcript has 3 exons. Gene Ontology annotation, biological process: rRNA base methylation. Gene Ontology annotation, molecular function: rRNA (uridine-N3-)-methyltransferase activity.
UCCAUCGCAGUUCACCGUUGCCACACACACACACAUACACACACUAGCCUCCUCGUUCUCGCCGGUGUAGGCGAAGGUACCAGUGAAGGCGGAAUGGGCGGAUGCCGCGCUGUACGGGUACGGCGCGGGUGAGGCUCCGGUGACCUUUUUGGAGGGAGAAGGCGCCGGUUCUAGGGGUCGUCCUACCCUCCAGUCACCCCCACCGUCGACGGGAAAGGGCGAGGCGCCGGUGGUGGAGUUGAUUUGGGCGAUCGCCGUGUAGCGGCAUGACGAGGCGGCGAAAGACGGGGAGGGGGGUGAAGUGGCUGAGCCACUACUCCUCGGAGCAAAGCAUCCUGGUCGUUGGAGACGGUGACUUCUCCUUCUCACUGGCGCUCGCGACCGCAUUCGGCUCCGGCGUGAACAUCGUGGCGACAUCCCUAGACUCUUACGAGGCUCUGAUUGGCAAGUAUAGCAAAGCAGAGUUGAAUGUGAUGGAGCUGAAGACAAUGGGUGCAAAAGUUUUGCAUCAUAUUAAUGCAAAAAGCAUGAUGCGUCACUCUUUUCUGGAGACGAGGAGAUUCCAUCGGAUUGUCUUUAAUUUUCCUCAUUCUGGGUUCAAAGGAAGCGAGUACGAGAUGCAUGUGGUCAUCUCUCAUAGGGAACUGGUGAAGGGUUUUUUCACCAAUGCGAGAUACCUACUUCAGCCUUAUGGUGAGAUCCACAUCAGCAACAAGAUAGGAUAUCCCUAUGACUCGUGGAACAUCGAGCAACUCGCCUUGGAGUCUUCCCUUACUAUGAUUGGCAGAGUUAGUUUCCAAAAACAAGACUACCCUGGCUAUAACCAGAAGAGAGGAGAUGGCGCAAGGUCCGACCAACCUUUCCCCCUCGGUUAUUGCUGCACUUUCAAGUUCCAGGAUCAUAAAGAAGUUCAAGAAAGAAGUGUAGUAUAUCGCUGCUACAUUUGCCAUAUCUCAUCGUACUAUCACUAUGACUGUGUGGGCUGUGGUGCCACCUUGGGACUUGGGAACGGGGGACCUUUGCACCUUGCAUAUAGGUGAAAUUUAGUGAACCAAUAGUUUGUGGAACCAAAGGUAUUUUGGUGAACUUGAUGCCCUAGCAUGAGUUAAAAUAAUGUUGCGGAGCACCUUUGGGACUUGCAUGGACAUGGCGUGCAUCAUGCUGGCGAGGAGUACUGUAUGAAACAACAAUGUGGUAAUGGAAAA